UUGGGUGAGGAGGAGAGUGUGUCAGCGAAGCGGCGUCGUACCCGAAGAGCUACAUUUCCCGCGAUACGCGCACGAUCCCCUCCAAAAAUGGCCCUGAACCCCGACACGGAGGGGAAAACGGACACGGAAUGUACCGAGACAGGAGCUCUCCGCUCGGAGGCGGACGAUUGCACGAAGAAUUCACCGUCAACCGCCACCUCGGCCACAAGCAACCAAAAUGGCGAUCAGACUGGAUGUGAAGACAGUGUAAUGCCCGAACAAGAAGCCCCUGAUCGGCGGAGAUGCGUUCCGACGGGCGCUCGGAGCUCCAGCAGUUCGCCCCUGCCGGGGCAGAGACCAGCCGAAGAAUUGCCACGAAAAAAUUUUCAAAUCCCUAGGAAAAUUAAAGAACGGAAAGGUGGUUUGUACCAGUUCCUGCCACCUGACAGUCGGGAGUUUGAGGAUCUUGUGAAGGUCCUCUCCUCGUUUUACCUGGACCCGUCUUCACGAGGAACAUUCUCCUAUUGCAAGGCCAGGCUCAUCCACAAUGAACUACUGGAGAAGGAGUUUAUAGAGAAGCGGAGAGAGAUGAAACAGGAGGGACGGACGGAACAAGAGCUGGCUGAGUCUUACUGUUUCCUUUAUCCAGACAAAUCCAAGCUUCAGUGGAUCUGUGAAAAGGGUCUCUCGGUUGGACACUCAAGGAUUACUACACUGGGAAAUCCAGCAGUUGGUGUUUAUCUCUCAAAAUUCUCUGAUUUGCUGCAAAUGAACCCAUUUGAAGCAGGUUCAUUUGGAGACAUGAUUGUUUUCAAAGUUAUGAAGGGCCGAUUAAAGCACAUCCAUGAGAACAUGCCUAAAAAUGCCAUGGAACCUGCACCUAAGUUUGACUGUCACGUGUACAAAAGUGCCAACAGGGUCACGUCUUUGCUUUCAUACAGGGCUUUUGAGCUCACACAGCAAUACUUUUUUGAGUUUGCGUUUGAUGAGAUCAAAGCACGGCCAAGGCAUGUGUGUCCGUAUGCUGUGGUUUCCUUUCACUACAAAGGCAAGGAAGCUGCAUCGGCUCCUAUGUCUGCACACAGGUUCAACACAGUUUCCCUUGAAGGAAGCAGAGCUGGGAAGAGCUGCUACACUGUGUGGAGUGGUCCACUAGUGAACAAAGGCGAGGAGCUGUUCCAGGUCUGUUUACGGUCCACCACGCGUCCCUACCUGCCUUUCAAACUGCCUGAGAAGCUAGAGGUGAAUCAGGGCAUGCAACUAGAGCAAGUGAAGAGGAAGAUUCCUUCCGUGCUCUUCUCUUGGGACACUUACAGCAUCUCACGGGAAGUGAUGAAGUGUGGGAUGUCCUGCAGCCUCUAUGAUGUUGUAGAUGGGAAAAGCAAGCCAACCAGUGGUAGUCUUGCAGCGCUGGUACACAAACUGGAGAGAGACAGGAUGGUGCUGGUGAAGCCCUUGUUUGACAAGGGCUUUCUCUUCCUGCUGUCUUCAACUCAAAUGGCCAAUCCCAAAGAGCGGCGGGGGCGGUUUGAAAAGAACCUGCAGGCAUUGUUCAUCUUUCAGGAGUCAAGGGUGGUUGUCAAGUAUUCGUCCAGGCUAUAUGAGCCGGAACCGCUAUUGCUGGAUCCCCAACCCGCCAUCCUGUCCUCCCUGGAGCCCUUUGUCCCAGCUCUCCAUUAUGCUCUGCUCAAGCUUAGGCCCAACCCAGGCAAGGACCUAAGCUCAGGGGUGGAGAGACAGGCUCAGGAAUACCUUAUGCGUAUGGACCAUGGUACAGUUCGGCCCUUCAUCCUGCCAGAGUACAAACAGAACCUGGAUGACAGGGGAAAAUUGCACCCACCACCCAGGCCCAAAUCCAAUAUGGAAAGCCUGCUGCGUUCUUAUAUUCAUAACCCUGCCACCUACAUCCUGUCUAUGAACAAGAUAAAGGACAUGGUUGAAAGAAACCAGAACCCCUUCCCCACCUCAGCCCCGGCCCCAGUUGAAUACAGCCCGGUUUCUGACUGGGGUGGGUCAGACAGGGGCUCAGAUAGGACAGAGAGGGCUCCAGAAAGGCAAACCCAAGAGAGACCGCCUCAGGAGAGGCCAGCACAAGAGAAGCCUCCCUCUGAAAACUCUCGACGGAGAUCAGGCGUGUCCCAUUCAAACGGCGCCCAGCCCCAGAUAGAACCUCAGCCGCAGAAGUUACGGUUGUCUCAGAAUGAGUAUGAUAAAGACAAGAUGAAACAGCUGCUGAAGCUGAUCCAAUUGCAUAAGAAAGCCCUAGUGAAGGAUCCAGGAAAAGAAAGGGGGGAGGCUGGUGAGGAUGGGGCCUGGGACCCUCACAGUCUGAAAAGGAAACUAGAAGAUGACCGAGGAGGCAUGAACAAACACCAGCGCACAGAUCCCCUGAGUAAUGGAGAGCCCAGUAGAGGAUCCCAGGCAGAUGAAGGCUCAGAUGAGGGGGGCCAGAACUACAAUCUGACAGCAGUGAUGGAGAGCAUGGGUAUCUAUGAUACUGACCUGAGAGCCCGGGGCAGCGCCCAUAGCUCUUCUGUCAGCGAGACUCAGCGCCUUCUUAAAAUCCUGCUAGCCACCCUCAAUAAGGCCAUGACCCAAAGUUCCGGUAAUGACCAGCCCAACCGCGGGGAGUCCUCUGCAGGUUCAGGAAGGAGGGAGCCAAGCAUCCCUGACCCGGACCUCAGGAAACAGGAAGAGCCAGCCUCACAGACAAACUAUACAGAGGAGGACAUGGACUGUAGCCCAGGUAGUCCGUUCAGCCCAGGUUCUCCAGCAGAGCAACCUCACACCUCAGACAAUCCAACCUGUGGUAUCCCAACCCAUGAAGAUAAUAUCCAGUCGGUCCCAGAACCUGUGGCUGUCCCCGUGGCAGACAGCCACUCAGAAGUGAAGACUCCUCCAGUGGUGGAGGUGAAGAAGACAGCACCGCCACCCAGUUUAGUCACGGUAGAGGACCCACCCAACAGGCCCUCCAUCAGUCUGGACACUAUCCUCAACCAGGAGAUUCACAGCCUCACCUCCGACAUCAAGAACAUUAUGCGGAGUCAGCACAUCUACUACAACUCCCUGCUGCCUCCACGGCUCCCGUGGCACCAAUCCUGGCUCCCCAACAGUUCCUUCUCAGAUUUUGUUAUUCCCUUUGUCACCUCUGUCCCCAUCCAGGGGCAUGUCAAAGCACUGUGUGAGAAGAUGGACAAGCUGAUCCCAGUCCCCCCUCCUCUUCCUCCUGCCCCCAAUAUCACUUCCCCACCUCCCCAAGCUGCGGUGUCAAAUCUUACACCUUCACCUGUGGUCAAAUCAACCCCCCAAACCAAAGCAGAACCAUCUCAGUCCAAGAAUGCCGCUGCUUCUCAUGGUGCAAAAUUGGGCACAGUGAAAGAGAAAGAGAAGGCCUCCGCUACCACAAAAGCUGAGGCUGCUUCAUCAGAACUGGGUGGUGAGAUGUAUUCUCCAUCUCAAGUUACCUCAGACUCCCCAGAGUUGAAUGCCACCCAGAACGCCAGCUCAAAUCCAGGACCUGCUCCUGGUUCCAGCUUGCUAGCUAACAGUCUGAUUGGACAGCUGAAGCCUGAGGUGUUCAGCAGCCUAGUGGAGAUCUUUAAGGACGUCACUAAGAACACUGUAAAGUUCUACAUAUAUUCUGGAGACGAGGGGGACGAAAGCACCGUCUGUAAGCAGAUUAAGGAGUACCUGAUAAGUUUAGGCAACAGCGAAUGCAAUCCGCAGACCUUCUUGGAAAACAGCAGCAGUUUAGAUAAACUGCUCAUCAUCAUCCAGAAUGAGGACAUUGCUGCACAUGUCCACAAGAUUCCAGCGCUGGUGUCACUGAAGAAGCUGGCUUCAGUGAGCUUUGCUGGGGUAGACUCGCUGGAUGAUGUUAAGAAUCACACCUACAAUGAGCUGUUUGUAUCAGGAGGCUUCAUUGUUUCUGACGAGUUUGUCCUCAACCCUGACCUUAUCACUCAAGAUCGGUUGCAGGGACUACUGAAGUUCUUGGAGGAGCAGAGCACCCCAGAGCACCCCUGGCAGUGGAAAGUGCACUGCAAAUCCCAGAAGAAGCUCAAAGAGCUGGGAAGGUUGAACGCCAAUGCCAUGGGGCUUCUGAACCUACUGACAACUUAUCAGAAGAAGCACCUGGUGGAGUUCUUGCCUUAUCAUGAGUGUGACACCCAGUCACGUCAGGCUCCAGACCUAGACUGCCUGAUAAAGCUCCAGUCUCAGCACACCCAGCAGAGGCAUCUCAUCUUCCUCACAGAGAGGCCAUUUGAGAUGUUUCUGCAGUACUCCAGAAAUGGUAUAGUGAUAGCAAGCAUUGAUGACAUCCUGAGCGGAUUCCACAGCCUGAUUGGCUCCAUUAAUCAGAACGAACUGCCAACUCCACCGUCUACUGUAGUGAAUGAUGAGUGUGUGGAGGAGGAGGAUAUGUCAUUAGACUCUGAUGAUGGGGAGCCCCCAGCCAUAUCGGAGUCCUCUGAGCAGGAACAGGGGGCUGCAGAGGAAAACCCUCCCCAGCCUCCCCCACCUGAAAAUGAGGCGUUCCGUCCCCCACUCCCAGACCAGCAGGCAACCCCCGAGAGCACACCAAAAUUGCCAGAUUAUGCUGCUCUCAAGUCUGCCAUCUCUCACUUUAAAACCACCAACCAGCCAGGCUCCUCCGAAGUGGGCAGCAUGUCACCUGGAGGUUUCACUGUCAAUCCCCACCAGAGCUUCCUGUGUCCUGCCUCGUGGCCAUCCUUCACCUGCUCCUCUGGCUACACGGCCUCCCCAGCCUAUCCGGCGUCACCCUGCAGCAGCACCACACAAGAGCAGCCUCCAUCCACAGCCUCUACCACAGUCCCAGGCCCACCUCUCCUAACCACAGCAGGACCUCUAGCCAACCUAGCCUCCCUCCCCCUAGAGGUCAAACCUCCUCCUCCGCCUCACCUCAUGAUGCUGGGUCACACGUAUGGCUCUGACACUGGAGGAGCUGGGGCUGUAGGAGCUUUCCUGGCAGGCAGUAACUGCACACUGCCCAAUGCCGCCGUGGAGGGCUCUCCCCUCUCCAACACUCUCCCUUUCACAGACAAUAAAGGGGUCUCUAUGGCUUCCGCAGGUCAGGGCUUCACCCAGAGCGAUGCUGCCAAACCCAGUUACAUAAGCGGCGUACCGAAAAGCGCCAGUGGGACCUCCACUCAACAAGGAGACAGGACACUUGGUGGACCUAUGGAGAUUGCAUGGGGGACAGCAGGGAACAGUAGUUGUGAGACUGGCAGCAGCCAGAUUGUGGUCACGCCUGGCUCAGUGGCCCACAGUGGGCUCAUACAGGGUGGAGAGUGGAAUGAAACCCCUGGCAACAUUACCCCUGUUAGUCAGGGGGGCAGGACUCCAGUGAACUGUGUAGACAGCCUUGGAGCUUGUGUUGGUAUUCCCACAGCAGCCACAAGGGGGGGCUCAAUAGUCAGACCUAAGAUGCCUGGGCAUCCUUUGAGUGGUGGGGGUUAUGGCAAUAUGGGUGCCAUUUCUGGACAUAUGGAUCAUGGGGCUAUGCGGGGUUCUAUGGGCCCUGGUUCACUAGGGGGCUACCGGGGGAGAGGAGUCCCACCAGGAGGCCCCUGGCCAAGGCCAGGGCGUGGACACGAACGAAGGGAGGGACCUGGAGGUGGUCCCUGUUCUUGGGGCUAUCCUUUGGGCAGGGGUAGGGGACAGGAAUACUACACAUACUCACAGAGUUACUCCCCCUGAACAGACAAUCAUUGUGAUCAAUGGGGGAUCGUAAGCAGCAUACUCCAGAGACUUAGAGCUGGCUGAAUGUAUAUAUUAACUUGUCAUAGACACAAUGGUUUAAAACACAGAAUUAGAAUCCUGGUUUUUCUACAUUAAUAACUGAUACAGGCAGUGCCGAGUGUCAUACUGUCGUGUAUACUGUAUGUACACUCUUUCGAUGUAAGCUGUUUCAGACCCUGUCCAAACCACUAUAUUUAUAUUUGCCAAGAAAUGUAAUGGCCUUCAGCUUCUCCGAUUUGUCAUGUAAUUUCUGUUUGUCUCAAUUUUGAAACGGUUUGUGAACAGGGGGAGGGGGGGAGUCUGAUAUUUUUUUAAAGAAAAAAAAAGUGAAUGACACUUACUGUUGGUUUUCUUUUUUUACAUCCUUGGUUGUUAAAAAUCUAUGGAAAUAAAAUGUUUCAAAUCUUGUUUGUGUCAAGGGUUUGACAGUGUCAAGCAGUUCAUUAAAAAUAUAAACCACA
This is a messenger RNA of Lampris incognitus (smalleye Pacific opah), 6203 nucleotides long. RefSeq names its product transcription activation suppressor b (gene tasorb). The record is from RefSeq and is a predicted model, not a curated record. NCBI's taxonomy places the organism in Eukaryota, Metazoa, Chordata, Actinopteri, Lampriformes, Lampridae. Gene Ontology annotation, cellular component: nucleoplasm; heterochromatin. The transcript is spliced from 23 exons. Gene Ontology annotation, biological process: protein localization to heterochromatin; negative regulation of gene expression, epigenetic. The coding region runs from base 88 to 5700 and encodes 1870 amino acids. Gene Ontology annotation, molecular function: chromatin binding.